Molecule: messenger RNA, 483 nt
Organism: Fusarium oxysporum Fo47
Lineage: Eukaryota; Fungi; Ascomycota; Sordariomycetes; Hypocreales; Nectriaceae
Product: 60S ribosomal protein eL24
Exons: 3
Coding region: 1-483 (160 amino acids)
Biological process (GO): cytoplasmic translation
Cellular component (GO): cytosolic large ribosomal subunit
Molecular function (GO): mRNA binding; structural constituent of ribosome
Source: RefSeq, a predicted model, not a curated record
AUGCGAACCUACGAGGACACCUUCUCCGGCGCGAGAAUCUACCCUGGCAAGGGUAAGCUCUACGUCCGUGGCGACAGCAAGAUCUUCCGAUUCCAGAACGGCAAGUCGGAGUCUCUCUUCCUGCAAAGGAAGAACCCCCGCCGUAUCGCAUGGACCGUCCUCUACCGCCGACAGCACCGCAAGGGUAUCUCUGAGGAGGUUGCUAAGAAGCGAACCCGCCGCACCGUGAAGUCCCAGCGAGGCAUCGUUGGUGCUUCUCUCGACGUGAUCAAGGAGAAGCGCAACAUCCGACCCGAGGCCCGUUCCGCUGCCCGAGCCCAGGCCAUCAAGGAGAGCAAGGAGAAGAAGCAGGCCGACGCUGCUGCCAAGAAGUCCGAGAAGGCUAAGCUCGCUGCCCAGGCCUCCAAGGGCCAGGCUGUCCGACAAGUCAGCAAGCAGGGUGCCAAGGGCUCUGCCCCCAAGGUUCAGGCCAAGACCCGUUAA